Messenger RNA from Anarrhichthys ocellatus (wolf-eel), 2674 nucleotides. It is a transcript of the gene dusp16, whose product is annotated as dual specificity phosphatase 16. Gene Ontology annotation, cellular component: cytoplasm; nucleus. The record is from RefSeq and is a predicted model, not a curated record. The transcript has 8 exons. The coding region runs from base 469 to 2061 and encodes 530 amino acids. Gene Ontology annotation, biological process: peptidyl-tyrosine dephosphorylation; negative regulation of MAPK cascade. Gene Ontology annotation, molecular function: MAP kinase tyrosine phosphatase activity; protein tyrosine/threonine phosphatase activity; MAP kinase tyrosine/serine/threonine phosphatase activity. Lineage: Eukaryota; Metazoa; Chordata; Actinopteri; Perciformes; Anarhichadidae.
AUGACGACAUCCUUUUAUUUUUAACGCAGUGACCUCAUCUCUUAUGGCAGCAGGAGGACUUCACUCUUCUUCUUCUUCUUCUUCCACUUACUCCGCUGAAGAGCCGUUUGGACUUUUUUGACGUCGAGUUUUUUCAAUAAACGUGUGGAUCCACUUCAGCAUGAAGACCAGGAUCAGGGUUCAGAUUGAGGUCUUCAGUUCUGAGUCCAGGAAGAGACUCCAGACACUUUAAACUACAGUCAGGGGAGGGGGGGUCCUGUCUGUCUGUCUGUCUCUCUCUGCCUGUCUCUCUCUGUCUCUGUCUGUCUGUCUGUCUCUCUGGUCUGGGGUUUUUGUGCUGUCCCCCAUCAGGAUGAUGACCUCAUACCGGUCUGACACGAUUCAGGUCUUCCUCCUCUGAGGUUCCUCUUCAGACCGCCUCACUGAGCUGGACCACCGGAGGAGAGGGGGGGGGGGGGGUAGUCUGACAUGUCGGAGUAUCCAUCAGGACCAGCAUCAUGGUCUGGGUCCAGGUCUGUGCGGCCCAUCGGGUCGGAGGCCCUGGUGGUCCUGCUGGAGGGGGGUCUGGACCGCGUGGUCCUGAUCGACAGCCGGCCCUUCGUGGACUACAAUGCGUCUCAUAUCCUGGAGGCCGUCAACGUGAACUGCUCCAAGCUGAUGAAGAGGAGGCUGCAGCAGGACAAAGUCCUGAUCCAGGAGCUGCUGCAGCACUCAGCCAUGAACAAGCUGGAGCUGCAGGGGGAUCAGCAGGUGGUUGUUUAUGACCACAGUUCUUCUCUUCCUUCUUCUCUGAGCUCUGACUCGUUCCUCAGCGUCCUGCUGCUGAAACUGGAGAAGAGCUUCACCUCUGUGCACCUGCUCUCAGGUGGGUUCUCCGAGUUCUCCCAGCUGUUCCCAGGUCUGUGUGAGGGGAGGUCCUCUCUGGUUCCAUCCUGUAUGUCUGAACCAUGUCGACCCGUAAGCAGCAGCGGACCGACCCGCAUCCUGCCUCACCUGUACCUGGGCUGUCAGAGGGACGUCCUCAACCAGGAUCUGAUGCAGCAGAACGACAUUGUCUAUGUCCUGAACGCCAGUAACACCUGUCCCAAACCAGACUUCAUCCCAGAGUCCCACUUCCUCAGGGUCCCCGUCAACGACUCCUUCUGUGAGAAGAUCCUGCCCUGGUUGGACCGGUCCCUGGACUUCAUAGAGAAGGCCAAAGCCUCCAACGCUCGGGUCCUGGUCCACUGUCUGGCUGGAAUCUCCCGCUCUGCCACCAUCGCCAUCGCCUACAUCAUGAAGAGGAUGGACAUGCCUCUGGAUGAGGCCUACAGGUUUGUGAAGGAGAAGAGGCCGACCAUCUCUCCCAACUUUAACUUCCUGGGUCAGCUGCUGGACUUUGAGAAGAGGAUCAAGAGUCCUCCGGGUCCUGAGACCAGACUGAAGGCUCAUCCGGAGCCCAGCGGUGAGGUUCCCCCUCACCUGGAGGACCAGGAUCCUUCAGGUAAGGACCAGGACCCUCUCACCUGUCCGGAAGCCCCCAUGGAGCCCCCUAUGGAGCCCCUCAUGGGGCCCCUCAUGGAGCCCCUCAUCUUUCCUUGUGUCCUGGCCGACGCCCCCGAGGAGCUCCGGCUGGCCGAGGCUCUGAGCGUCCUUCAGCUCUCCGACGGCCCCGAGGACAACGCCCGUCUGAAGCGCUCCUUCUCUCUGGACAUCAAGUCAUACGGCGAGCCGGCCUUUGUCCCUCACGGAGGACCGGGAGACGGCGAGUUCUUCAAACCGUCCGGCUUCAAAGAGCCGACCAGUAAACAGUGCCAGUUCUCCCCGGUGGAGGAGGUGUCGGAGCAGAGCCCCGACAAGGAGGAGGUCCAGUCCUCCUCCGUCUUCACCAAACCUCCGCCCGCCGCUCCUAACUGCUGGCACCCUCUACAGCGGAGCGGCAGCGUGGAGGAGAACGCCACCAGCUUCCUGUUCGGCCUCUCCCGCAGCCAGCAGCACCUGGUCCUGGUCCCGGUCCUGGAAUCUGACCGGAGCUAUGUGGUGCAGCACACAUCGGCGUCUGCUCACUCCGACAGGAAGUGACAUCAGGACGUUCUGACCCAAACUAUGUUUGAAAAGUGUUGCAUUCUGGGGUUGUUUUUAGCCUUGAUGUUGCUAAGCUAACAGUCUGUUGUCUCCAACAAAAGGAACUAAAUCAUCAAUGAGGACGAGACGUUUCAUGAUUGUUUGACUUCAUGCGGAACAAAGAAACAUUAAUCAGAACAAUAAACUGAUUCACAAACAUAAAGGCAACCAUUUGUUUAUCUUCAGUUGAUGUUUUGAUUUGAAUAAAAUCUUGUUUAUAAUAAUUAAAUAUAAUGAAAGCAGCAUCAGAUCUUACUAAAUAUCUCUAUCAUUCAUAUAAAUACUCCACGUGAACUCAUCACAGGAAGUCUGGAGGGAAUCAAGCUGCAGGAGUCUGCUCACCUGUGAAGACGAAGAUGUCUCUGAUUGUGUUGCAGUAAAAAGGACGACUUUUUACUGACUGACUCUUUCAACGUCUCGUCUGGAGGAGACGCUGCUGGUCACCUGUCUGCAUCAUCCUCGUCAUCAUCAUCAGUGAUGAUGACGAGGAUCUGAACUCAGAUCAGGUGAGCAACGUGUCACAGCUCAUGUAGCAGAACGAAUCUGAUGAUUAAAAGUGUUGAAACAAAAA